AUGGACGCCGCCAGCAUCAGAGUGAAUGCUUCCACUAUAAAAGACUUUGCCGGUCGUGUUGUUAGGGUUGUGGGCCGCGUCGACUCUUUUGAUGCCGUUUCCGACUCGGCACGCCUUGAUGCCGGAGGAGCUAUAGAUGUGUCCAUCCAUUCGAACGACAAGUUGGAGGUGGGCAAAGUUUACGAGAUCAUUGGCAAAGUGGGCGUUUCCGACUACAAAGUGAACGUUUAUUCUGUGUUGCCGCUUUCGGACGGCGUGAAUGUGGAUGUGGCCAACCAGUUGGCCAAGUUUGUUCAGAAGGUUCCAGAGCUUUUCUACUAG
Molecule: messenger RNA, 321 nt
Organism: Clavispora lusitaniae ATCC 42720
Lineage: Eukaryota; Fungi; Ascomycota; Pichiomycetes; Serinales; Metschnikowiaceae
Biological process (GO): DNA replication; mismatch repair; nucleotide-excision repair
Cellular component (GO): site of double-strand break; nucleus; DNA replication factor A complex
Molecular function (GO): single-stranded DNA binding; damaged DNA binding
Source: RefSeq, a predicted model, not a curated record